AUGAUAUGUUUUCACUACAGGCUCCAAGUUCUGGACAACGACCAUCCCGACCUCCACCACCAAAGCCCUCACAACACAGCCAAGACUAUCAAAGAGAAAAACAAACUGAUUCACUCAGUCUCGGAGCACACAGAGAGUCAGACUCAGUUGUAUGAAGAUAUAGACACACUCCUUCAGAAAAUGGAAAUUCAGAAUGGUACCAGAUCCAAAUAUCCAAGUGCCGCCCCGCCUGUGCCCUCACGUCCGCCCCCUGUAUCCCCUAGGAAAAACAAACUGAUUCACUCAGUCUCGGAGCACACAGAAAGUCAGACUGAAUUGUAUGAAGAUCUAGACACACUCCUUAAGGAAAUGGAAAUUCAGGAACUGGAUAUCCUUAUGACCUGGUGGGCCAAAGUGGACAAAUGGGAGGAAUUGUCCAUGUACUACCAAAGCGAGGAAGAAGAGACAAAAGUGUUCACUACAAAGGUACACAGGGUGAACAUGGGGAUGCGACUCUAUGAGGUUCUUCUCGUCCAUCACGGGAAGAUUUUAAUGAACCACAUAACUGAACUGCGCUGUAUCGCAGACAACCUGGACAAGAUGGGAAAGAAGACCAAGAUCGCCAGCAUCACCGGGGGAGCCACGGGAGCAGCCGGAGGGGUGGCGGCCGUCGUGGGCCUCGCUCUCGCCCCCAUAACCUUCGGCGCGUCGCUGGUUGUCUCCGCAAUUGGGGCCGGGGUUGCUGCAGCUGGCGGGGUCACAGGUGCUUCAGCUGCCAUCUCCAACAAAGUCAGCAGUACCCAAGACAGGAAAAGGGUGGAGAAAAUCCUACAUGACUGCAAAUCAAAGAUAAAAGAUAUCGAGGGAUGCCUGGAGUUUAUCCACACGGGGAUGAAACUCCUUCGAGAGCACGACUCGUCGACUUUGAAGGGUGUGGAUGAGGACGCUUUGAGGGUAGCCAUGGUGGCGGAAGAAUUUGGCGGCGCUAAAGGCGCCGUAAGCGAGUGCUCAGGGAUCGUGCAGAGCUUUGAAUCGGCCAUGGACUCAUACUACGCUAAGGAGGAUAGCGAGCGGCUGAAGAAAGGCUCCGAAAAGAACUUCGCCCAGAGGAUUCGUGAGGUUGCAGAGAAGCUGAAAGAAAGCCUCGAUGAGCUGAUUCGCAUUAAGAACGUGCUGCGCUCGGCGGCAAGCAAGGUGUAA
Molecule: messenger RNA, 1179 nt
Organism: Chanos chanos (milkfish)
Lineage: Eukaryota; Metazoa; Chordata; Actinopteri; Gonorynchiformes; Chanidae
Product: apolipoprotein L6-like
Exons: 6
Coding region: 1-1179 (392 amino acids)
Biological process (GO): lipoprotein metabolic process; lipid transport
Cellular component (GO): membrane; extracellular region
Molecular function (GO): lipid binding
Source: RefSeq, a predicted model, not a curated record